AUGCUGAUCCUCGUGUACACAGCUGUGUUCUUUUACCUCAAGCAGUCAGCCGGCGCCGAGCCGAAUGCAACAUGUCCAACCCGAUGCGAUGUGAAUACCUGUCCGGGCCCUAGCUGCCCCAACGGCUACGUGCUGGACCGCUGCAGCUGCUGCCUGGUGUGCGCCCUGGGGGAAGGAGAGCCGUGCGGCCGCCGGGACGAUCUGCCGUGUGGGGACGGACUACAGUGUAAACACAAGGCGAGCAAGCUUUUCUCCAACGGAUUCUGUCAGUGCAAGUUGAGCCACGGAGUUUGCGGCAGCGACGGGAAGACCUAUGUUAAUGUUUGCCAUCUGGGGACGAGCAGCAGGAAGGCCCUGCAGCUUGGACUCUCCGGCAUCACCCAAGUCCUGCGUGGAGCGUGUGACGCCAGCAUAGAUCCUUCAUAUGCCGCCAGUCCUCGUUACAAGUUCAACUUCAUAGCUGAUGUAGUGGAGAAAAUCGCUCCUGCUGUGGUCCACAUCGAGCUCUUUCUCAGGCAUCCUCUCUUUGGUCGCAACAUCCCUCUGUCUAGUGGAUCUGGAUUUGUGAUGGCAGACAAUGGACUUAUUGUGACUAAUGCCCAUGUAGUCUCCAGCACUACGCCAGUAUCCGGUCAACAACAUAUCAAGGUCCAGAUGCAUAAUGGUGAUGUAUAUGAAGCCAGCAUCAAAGACAUGGACAAAAAAUCGGACAUUGCUACCAUCAAAAUAAACUCACAGACAAAGCUGCCUGUGUUGUUUUUGGGCCACAGUGCGGACUUGAGGCCAGGAGAGUUUGUGGUUGCGAUUGGCAGCCCCUUUGCCCUCCAGAACACUGUCACCACUGGCAUCGUCAGCACUGCACAGAGAGAUGGCAAGGAGCUAGGCCUGCCGGACUCUGACAUGGACUACAUCCAGACAGAUGCUAUUAUCAACUACGGGAAUUCCGGCGGACCUCUUGUCAAUUUGGAUGGGGAAGUGAUUGGCAUCAACACCCUGAAAGUUGCAGCGGGAAUCUCAUUUGCCAUUCCCUCUGACAGGAUCACUCGUUUUCUUAAUGAUUCACUUGACAAGCAUAACAAGGAUGUAGGCGUAAAGAAGAAGCGUUUCAUUGGAAUCAAGAUGCUCACAAUCACACCAGCGUUAACUGAAGAGCUAAAACAGCAGAAACCAGAUUUCCCUGAUGUUAGCAGUGGGAUUUAUGUCCAUGAGGUCAUUCCACACUCACCUGCACAGAAAGGUGGUAUCCGAGAUGGUGACAUUAUUGUCAAACUAAAUGGCAGACCACUGAUGACAACAGCUGACCUGCAGGGGGCGCUGCAGGAGGAGACAGCCUUGCUACUGGAAGUCAGGAGGGAUAAUGAUGACCUGCUCUUUAAUAUCGAACCUGACAUUAUUAUGCAGUAG
Messenger RNA from Limanda limanda (common dab), 1404 nucleotides. RefSeq names its product HtrA serine peptidase 3b (gene htra3b). NCBI's taxonomy places the organism in Eukaryota, Metazoa, Chordata, Actinopteri, Pleuronectiformes, Pleuronectidae. The transcript has 10 exons. Gene Ontology annotation, biological process: proteolysis. The record is from RefSeq and is a predicted model, not a curated record. Gene Ontology annotation, cellular component: extracellular region. Bases 1 to 1404 code for a protein of 467 amino acids. Gene Ontology annotation, molecular function: serine-type endopeptidase activity; protein binding.